GAAGCACCACUUCUGAUAGAUCUGACAGACGUUGAUGGCACAUUAACAUUUUGGUUAGUUUGAUCGAUAUUUCGUAGUUCCCCAAUACUCAUAUUUUUGUUAGCUUGAUCAGUGUAGUUUUACAAAAUGCCUCCAUUGAUUUGCACACAAAAUACCCACAGUCAUGUAGACUACGGAAUACCACUGCUUGCUACAAAAAGCACAGAUUACAGAACAUGUACUGGAACGUACCACGGGUAUAUUCCAGAGAUUCCACAACAUUUCGACUGCAGAGUUAAGGCAAGGGUAAAGGAUAAUCUUCGGAAGCAAGAUAUAUUUCUACAUGAGGAUAUUAAAACAACGUAUACGAAUGAUUACUUCAAAAAAUCGAAAGUAGAUGACCCUAUUGAAGUGUAUUCUAGAGCUCCACCGGCUGAAUAUGUGAGGUACCACAGGAAUCUACAAGAAAAGAUGUUUGCGAAUCCUCCAAAGCCUAUGACCCCUGAAAUAUCAGAGAUGAAAGACAACUUCAGACAAAACCGAUAUAAACCUGACAGACGUGAGAUGUAUGCUCCUUGCAUAUCAGGCUGUUGUGAGUUGUCAGGUUUGGAGAGACCUUUGCAGCCUGGUAUAUCACCGGCCCAAAAAGGUUAUUGGAAACAUUUGGAUAUUUAUAUGACAGAAAAUAAAAUGAAUUUUGUACCAUACAGUGAAGAACAACUAGAAACAUGUAAGGAAGAUUGUGCUACAUAUUACAACUGCAAAGGCAUCUAUCAGAAAUCUAAAAAGAUGUUGCCACCACCUAUAUCUGGGAAUACGUCUGUUUUUGAUAAGAUGCAAUUUAAACAUCAAUUACCAAACAGAUUUUUGUCAAGGGGCCAAAAACGAUGUCCCAACUUAAAACCUACAAUUUUAUAAAUAAGGUGAUGUUAUCUCGUUUUUUCUAUAGUGGUAUGAACACAGAACAUCGCGACAACUACGUAUACCAAACUUUCUCGAAUUUGUACCCAUACAUAUCUCGGUCUGGGGUUGAGUUUAACGUGACGUUCGCUGCAGCUGGACCUGGGGAAAUAUACCAAACGCCUGGAAUGUACAUUACCGAAAUGAAAGGUCAUAUUGGAACUGGUGUACGCGUCAAUCGUUAUGUGAAUAUUGAGGAGGAUGAAAUUGUACCUCAUUCACCGUGCAAUGUCAAGGUGCAACAAUAAAGGAUUUAUAUUACAUAA
This is a messenger RNA of Acanthoscelides obtectus, 1205 nucleotides long. The record is from the annotation of a GenBank genome assembly. Lineage: Eukaryota; Metazoa; Arthropoda; Insecta; Coleoptera; Chrysomelidae.